Molecule: messenger RNA, 651 nt
Organism: Penicillium lagena
Lineage: Eukaryota; Fungi; Ascomycota; Eurotiomycetes; Eurotiales; Aspergillaceae
Exons: 3
Coding region: 1-651 (216 amino acids)
Source: RefSeq, a predicted model, not a curated record
AUGUCAACUAGCCAAAUUGUUCUUAUUCUGGGAGCUGGGCCUCGGUCGCUAUUGCAUCGAGAAAAGGCAGUGGAACUCGGACUGUCGAGGGUUAUUUUUCUCCACGCGGACUUCGCCAAGCCUGGCUCAAUCCCGGAACUCUUUGAUGCGGUCAAGGCUGAAUUCAAUGCUGCCCCCAAUGUCGUGGUCUAUAAUGCAGCAUCGCUCACGCCUCCAGCGGAUAAGGAGUCGGCACUGUCGAUCCCGGCAGACCGUGUUACGUCCGAUCUGAACGUAAACACGGUCAGCCCGUAUGUCGCAGCCCAGCAAGCUAUCAUGGAGUGGAACAUAAUGUCGGACGAGACUAAGAAGUCGUUCAUCUAUACUGGGAACGUCAUGAAUGUCUCAGUUGUGCCCGUGCCCUUGAUGCUGGAUCUGGGCAUGGGCAAGGCUGCUUCAGCAUUCUGGAUUGGUGUUGCUGAUCAAACUUAUUCCGCGCGUGGAUUUCGAUUCUUUUAUGCCGAUGAGCGACAUGAAGACGGAAAGUUCAAGGGGAUGGCUCUCGAUGGAGCCGCGCACGGCGCUUUCUAUCCUCAGUUGGCUAGCCACGAGGGCAAUGUGCCAUGGCAUGCCACGUUCGUGAAGGGCAAAGGAUAUGUCCAGUUCAAGUGA